This is a messenger RNA of Desarmillaria tabescens, 723 nucleotides long. RefSeq lists its product as uncharacterized. NCBI's taxonomy places the organism in Eukaryota, Fungi, Basidiomycota, Agaricomycetes, Agaricales, Physalacriaceae. The transcript has 4 exons. Bases 1 to 723 code for a protein of 240 amino acids. The record is from RefSeq and is a predicted model, not a curated record.
AUGCACCAACGCGACCUGAACCUCACGGCCCAACAAUCUGGUCUCACCUUCGACAUACCCAACCUCCCCCGACCUCAAAGCACUACUGUAUCGCUCACUUCUAUUCCUUCUGCAUGUACGCAGUACACUGGUAGCGGCAAGGAAUGCGCUGCUUCAAUGGACGCGGUCAACAUCACCUUUGCUGACUGUGGCUCGCCGUAUACGGUCUGUCGUUGCAGCAAUGCCAACAUCACACUGGAUGAUGCCACAAACGCGCUUGCCCGUGUUCCUGUGGAUCUGCGAAGACAUGUUGGGACGGUCAUGGUCAUGCCGGGUAGCAGUGCGCACGCGUAUACGUAUAUGAACAGUGGGGAGAUACAUUUCUUUGGAGUGUGCAGCCAACGAACGUGGAUACACGAAUCUACACAUGCUGCCUCGGGAGCGCUGGGGAUCAAUGCUGCUAGCGGGAAUGGGUCAUGGGAGGAAGCGGUAUCCAAGGAUACCUGUGUCCCUGAUAAUUACGCGAAGACUGAUCUCGCAGAGGAUCUCGCCCAGAUGAGUGUGGUCAAAGUGUACUCGCUUCUCAGCAAUAAUACGCUUCCUCCGGGAUUUACGACGGAUUGCAUGUCAAAUCAGUGGGCCUUUUUGGAUGCGCUUCCUCUCUACAAUCCAAACACGUUGUUCGGAGAUUCCUGCUCAUUUGAACCGGAUAACGAUAAAGCGCAACAUAACAUUGCUCCGUGA